AUGUAUUAAUAUGAAGAUUAAAUUGAGGAUAAUGAAGAAUUACCACCAAUAGUAGAAGAAUUAAGUUUGGGCUCUGGAAUUCCACAAUUUUUUAAUCAAUAACAACAAUAACUGCUUUUAUUCUUAGAUGCAAAUAAUUUAGGUGUGAAUGAACAUCUAACCAUUAUAACUGAACCACAAGUCACUAUUGAAGAACUGAAAAAGUAAUGUAAAAAUAAAUAUACGAAAAUUGAUUUUUUUGAUGAUUGUAAUUUCAUUUACAAGGGUAGAAAAUUGUAUACUCAUAAAACUUUAAAUGAAUAUAAUAUAGAUAACAAUUCAGUUCUAAAAGUUGAAUUUGAGGUUAUAUUUGGUGGAGGUUGUGAUGUGUUUACAUUUCUUGAAAGUAUUAAGGGCGAUGGAGAAAGAAUUUAAAUAAAAAUAAAACAUGUUAACAAAAACAAAGAAUAUGGGGUAGAGCUGCCUGAAAAUAUUAGAGUACCAAGAACUUAGAGUAAAUUUCUUUUUAUUUGUUAGAUUGGAAACUCUAUAAAGGUCAGGAUUGCAUAGAAAACCGAUAUACCCAUUUAAAUCAUGGUGAUACAAUAGAAAUACACGAGAUACAUUAUGGAGGGUGUUUUCCUUUUUAUGCACCAAUAACUUUAAGUGAUAAAUCAACGAAGAUGAUUUUAGAAAUAGAAAAAGGUGAUAAAAUAUUAUGCUAUGAUGAAGUAUCUAAAUAAUAUAAAACAUCAACAGUCAAAGAUAAAAGAAAAACAGAUGAUUAUUUUGAUUUGAUAAGAAUUGAGACUGAGAAUGGAAUAAUAGAUUGUACAGCAGAUCAUCCAUUUUAUACAGAAUUUGGAUGGAAGGCAUUUGAACCAAAUCCUGACUUUCAUAUAUAAAAACUAACAAAAAUGGAUAAAUUAUUGAAUUAAGAAAAUAUUUUUAUUUAAAUAGUUUCCAUUAAUCAUUUAGAUUAAAAAGCGCAAGUUUAUAAUCUUAUAAUGGAACAUCCAAAUAAUUAUGUUGUUUUUGGGUUUUUAGCUCAUAAUAUGAAUAAAAUAUCUAUUAAUAUUAAUGGUUAAAUUGAAGAGUUAGAGUUUUUCCCAGAUAUGCCAAUAUAAUUAAUAAAAGCAUUAAUUUAUAAAAAGAAAGGAAUUAAAAUUGAAAAUUAACAAUUAUACUUUCAUGGAAUAUUAAUGAAAGAUGAAAACACAGUUAGAGACUAUCAAUGUUAUCCAAUUGAAAAUGAUAGAAAAAUGGAAAAAAUGGAAAAAAUGUGCCCUACUAUAGAAGUUUCAACAACAAUGUAUGAAUAAUUAGAUCUAAAAAUUGUUGACAAUCCAAUAUAAAAAUAAUAAUAAUAAUAAUAGACUUUUUCAAAUGAUAAACAAAAAAUCAUUCCAAUAAAAAUUAUAACAUAAAAAUCUUCUUAUUAGAUAUUGAUAAAUAAAAAAUUAAGUGUAAAAAUAUUGAAAGAUGUUGUUUACACUUUAGAAGAUUAAUCAAAAUAAGGAUUUCUUCUUUUGAAUGGUUAUAAUUUAGAAUAAAAUAUGGAUUAAAUAAAAAUAUAGGAUUUGAAAAUUGAAGCUAUUUAUUCAAUACCUUGUAGUGAAGGAGUAAGUUUAAUAAAAUUUAUGAACUCUAUUAACAGCUUGGAAUUAAAAUAAUUAUCAGAUUUACAAGAGUCACUUAAUUUUUUAAACUUCAAUAUAGAAGAAUUUUUUAAUACUACAUUAGCUUAAAUUAACAGUAAUUAAGAAAAAAGAAAAAUAUUUUAGAAAUAUGAAUUACAUCACUUAAUAGCAAUUAUAUUAUGGACAUCCAAUAAAAUCUAUAGAAAGUUGAAUAUUGAUUUAGGGUGUUAAGAUUAUGGAAAAUGGAAAAAAUAUUUAAAGUGUUUAUUAGACGGAUUGAAAUAUUCAGAUUAUCACAAAGGGAUAUGCGGAAGAGGUUUUAAAAAUUAUUAAAAUACUUAAAUUUAUUAAAAAGGCAAAGUAGUUUAAUGGUGUUAGGUAUCAUCAUUUUCAAUUAAUAGAAAAGUAGCUGAAAAAUUUAGUAAUGAAAAAGGUAUGAUUUUUUUAGCCUAUUUAAUAAGUGCAAAGAAUAUUUCACAAUUAUCUUUAUAUCCUCAUGAAGAUGAAGUUUUGAUACCUCCAUUUACAAGUUUUAAAGUUUUAGAUGUAGUAAUUAAUGAAAAUUAGCCAAUUAUCGUUAUAAUGAAAGAAUUUCCAUUAGCUAAAACUGUAAACAUAAUACUUUGGGUAGAUGAUAACCCAUAAAAUAAUUAUAAACUGGCUCAAGAUUUAGAAACUAAAAACCCAAAUCUAUCAAUUAUUUUUUGUUAAUCUACAGAUAAAGCAAUUAGUAUUGUAAAAAUGUAUAGAUGGUUGAUAUAUUUAAAAACAUCUUAAUUUAAAAUUGUAAGCAAUAUGGUAAGGAAGGAAAAGGCAAAAAUGAAUUACUUGGCUGGUGUUUAACUUUUAUAACGAUUGAACACUAAAUUAAAUUAUAGGAAACAAAUUUUGUUUUUUGUUACUGAUGAAAAUUAUUCUAAACAAUCCUUAGAGUAAAAUGACUUAAAGAACUAUAUAGUAACUAAUUAGGUUUCAGUUCUAGAUAAGUUUGUUAAUUUGAAAUGA
Paramecium sonneborni is the source of this 2624-nucleotide messenger RNA. The record is from the annotation of a GenBank genome assembly. Lineage: Eukaryota; Ciliophora; Oligohymenophorea; Peniculida; Parameciidae.